AUGGCCACCAGGGAUCUGGUAGUGGGAGUGAUCUUCUCAAUACAGACUGUGGUUGGAAUCCUGGGGAACUUCUCUCUUCUUUACCAUUAUCUUCUCCUUUAUUUCACUGCGUGUAGGCCAAGGUCCACAGAUUUGAUUGUCAAAAAUCUGAUUGUAGCCAACAUUUUGGUCCUGUUCUUUCUUGGAAUACCCGAUACAAUGUCAUCUUUUGGGUGGUAUCACGUCUUCAGUGAUUUUGGAUGCAAAUUUUUUCCCUAUGUUCGUGGGGUGGGCAGGGGAGUGUCCAUUGGCACCACCUGCCUCCUGAGUGUCUUCCAGGCCAUCAUCAUCAGCCCCAGGAACUCCAGGUGGGCAGCGCUUAAAGGGAAAGCUCUCAAGUGCAUUGUCCCUUCAAUUGUCUUGUGCUGGGUCUUGCAGAUACUGGUAAAUAUCCUGUCUCCCCUGUUUCUGACUAGCCCUUUGAAUGACAAAAACAUCACAAAGAGAAAAACUUUCAGAUACUGUUCUUCAGUUUGUCAUGACAAAACCAGUGACUCAUUGUAUGCAGCAUUGUUAUCAUUCCCUGAUGUGUUAUGUUUGGGGCUUAUGAUCUGGGCCAGUGGCUCUAUGGUCUUCAUCCUGUACAGGCACAAGCGGAGGGUCCAACACAUUCUUAGGACCAACGUCUCCUCCACAUCAUCGCCUGAAUCCACAGCCACCAAAACCAUCCUUCUCCUGGUGAUUUGGGCCUGUUGGCAAGAAAGAGGUUUGGAGGUGAACGCUUAUGUCUCUGAAGUGAUGAGAUUAGUUUAUGGUGGAGACUUCCACUGA
Messenger RNA from Zalophus californianus (California sea lion), 810 nucleotides. RefSeq names its product vomeronasal type-1 receptor 4-like. Lineage: Eukaryota; Metazoa; Chordata; Mammalia; Carnivora; Otariidae. The record is from RefSeq and is a predicted model, not a curated record. Gene Ontology annotation, cellular component: membrane. Gene Ontology annotation, biological process: G protein-coupled receptor signaling pathway. Gene Ontology annotation, molecular function: pheromone receptor activity. Bases 1 to 810 code for a protein of 269 amino acids. The transcript is spliced from 2 exons.